Vitis vinifera (wine grape) is the source of this 2996-nucleotide messenger RNA. RefSeq names its product probable disease resistance protein At5g63020. The coding region runs from base 113 to 2875 and encodes 920 amino acids. The record is from RefSeq and is a predicted model, not a curated record. NCBI's taxonomy places the organism in Eukaryota, Viridiplantae, Streptophyta, Magnoliopsida, Vitales, Vitaceae. The transcript has 2 exons. Gene Ontology annotation, molecular function: protein binding; ADP binding.
UUUUCCAUGGUUACUUUUCUCCGGCAUUCUUCACCCCUGACCUCUCAGACCCAUCAACUGUUUUACUAUUCUGAUUUCCUCUUUGCUUUCAAUUCUAACCCUUGUCUUGGCCAUGGAUUGUGUGACUCCAAUCUUGGAUGUUGCCACUCGCUUAUGGACUUGCACUGCCAAGCGUAUUGUUUACAUCCGCCGUCUCCCCCGAAAUCUCAAAAUCUUGAGAACUGCAAUGGAGGAACUCGGGAGCGUUUAUGAAGAUGUGAUUGAAAGGGUGGAAAGUGAAGAGAAACUUCAGAAGAAGCGUACUCGUGCAGUGGAAGGCUGGAUCCGCAGUGUAGAAGCCAUGGAAAAAGAAAUUAAGGAAAUAUUGGAAGAAGGUGAUGAAGAAGUCCAGAAUAAAUGUCUCGGAACCUGUUGUCCCAGAGACUCUUACGCCAGUUACAAGCUUGGGAAGAGGGUAUCUAGAAAGAUUCGGGCUGUGGCUGCACUACGAAGCAAAGCAAAUCAUUUCCACGAGGUAGCUGUCCCUUUGCCUAGUCCUCCGGUGAUUGAGAGGCCUUCGGAAAAGACAGUAGGCUUAGAUUCACCUUUUCUUGAGGUCUGGAGAUGGCUCCAAGAUGAACAAGUCAGAACCAUUGGAAUAUACGGAAUGGGGGGUGUGGGGAAAACUGCUCUCUUGAAGAAAAUCAACAACAAGUUCCUUCAACCUAGCCAUGAUUUUGAUGUUGUGAUCUGGGUUGUCGUCUCCAAACCAACAAACUUGCAAAGGGUCCAUGAAACACUUCGGAACAAAUUGGAGAUUCCAGAUGGUAGAUGGAAAAAUAGGAGCGAGGAUGAAAAGGCUGCAGAAAUAUUCGCUGUCCUGAAAACCAAGAAAUUUGUGCUCUUGUUAGAUGAUAUAUGGGAGCCCCUUGAUCUCUUGAAAGUGGGAAUUCCCCUUUCGACUGUUGGGAAUAAGUCCAAAAUAGUAUUCACAACAAGAUCUGCAGAUGUGUGUCGUGAUAUGGAAGCUCAGAAUAGCAUUAAAGUGGAGUGCUUGGCUUGGGAGGAAGCCCUUACUUUGUUUUGGGCCAAGGUAGGAGAAGACGCUUUAAAUUCUCAUCCAGAUAUACCAAAGCUAUCGGAAAUUGUUGUCGGGGAGUGCAAAGGCCUGCCGCUUGCUCUCAUUAUCAUCGGUCGGGCAAUGGCAGGGGCAAGAACACCUGAAGACUGGGAGAAAAAAAUAAAAAUGUUGAAGAAUUAUCCGGCAAAGUUUCCAGGUAUGGGGGAUAGUUUGUUUCCAGUUUUGGCAUUCAGUUACGAUAGCCUACCUGAUGAAGCUGUCAAAUCUUGUUUCCUGUAUUGCUCUUUAUUUCCGGAGGAUUAUGAAAUUUCUCCUCAACAUCUUAUCGAACUUUGGCUCGGGGAGGGGUUUCUGGAUGAAUAUGACGGCAUACGAGAAGCAAGAAAUCAAGGAGAAGAAAUUAUCGAAAGGUUAAAGGACGUGUGUCUAUUGGAAAAUGGCAGAUCCCAAAAACAAGAAUAUUUGAAGAUGCAUGAUGUUAUUCGCGAUAUGGCGCUAUGGUUAGCAUCUGAGAAUGGGAAGAAGAAGAACAAAUUUGUGGUAAAAGACCAAGUUGGAUUGAUUAGAGCACAUGAAGUUGAGAAAUGGAAUGAGACACAGAGGAUAUCAUUAUGGGAAAGUAGAAUUGAAGAACUUAGGGAACCGCCAUGUUUCCCCAAUAUUGAGACCUUCUCUGCAUCAGGUAAGUGCAUCAAGUCGUUUCCAAGUGGUUUCUUUGCAUACAUGCCUAUCAUAAGAGUUUUGGACUUGUCAAACAAUUAUGAACUUAUUGAAUUACCUGUGGAGAUCGGCAACUUAGUUAAUUUGCAAUACCUUAAUUUGUCAAGAACAAGUAUAGAAAACAUACCAGUGGAGCUCAAAAAUUUGAAAAAUCUCAAGUACUUGAUAUUGGAUAAUAUGAAUUCACUUCAACCACUCCCAUCACAAAUGCUAUCAGUCCUUUCCUCUCUGCAAUUGUUCAGUAUGUUCAACUCACCCUAUAAGGGAGAUCAUAGAACCCUUUUAGAGGAUUUAGAGCAGUUGGAAUACAUCAAUGAUAUAUCCAUUGACCUUACAACUGUCUUCUCCGCCCAAGCCUUAUUCAACUCCCACAAGUUGCAAAGCUCCACAAGACGGCUACGAUUAUUUAACUGCAAGAAUCUGAACUUGGUCCAACUAUCCCCUUACAUAGAGAUGCUUCAUAUAUCCUUCUGUCACGCAUUUAAAGAUGUGCAAAUCAGUUUGGAAAAGGAGGUGCUGCAUUCAAAAUUCCCAAGGCACGGGCAUUGCUUGUACCACCUUUGCCAUGUAAAUAUAUCUUGGUGUAGUAAAUUGUUGAACUUGACCUGGCUUAUUUAUGCUCCAAACCUUAAGUUUCUAUCGAUUGAUGACUGUGGGUCAUUGGAAGAAGUGGUUGAAAUCGAAAAGAGCGAAGUUUCAGAACUUGAACUGAAUUUCGACCUUUUUUCAAGACUGGUAUCUCUCACUUUGAUUAAUCUACCAAAACUAAGGAGUAUAUGUAGAUGGCGGCAGUCCUUUCCUUCCUUGAGAGAAAUCACUGUGCUUGGGUGUCCAAGAAUAAGGAAGCUGCCAUUUGAUUCCGACACCGGAACUAGUAAGAAUUUAGAGAAAAUCAUUGGAGAACAAGAAUGGUGGGAUGGCUUGGAGUGGGAGGACAAAACCAUUAUGCACAGUCUCACUCCAUAUUUUCGAACAACGCAAAGCUCAAAAAGACUAGAGUUCCCAUUCAUCCCAUUACAGGACAGGCAUAUUUCAAGAUUCCCAAGAUGUAUUUCAAGAUUCUUACAAGCUCCUUUUGGCCACAUGGAUGUUUGAUUAUGUACUAACAUAUUUCUUAUUGAGUAUUUCUUAUUUGUGAGUAUGCAUAUUUGUGGAUUGUCAAUUGUAUCAGCAAGAAAAACUCAAAUUUAUGAUAACCUUUUGUUCAUAUAUUGCA